Hyla sarda is the source of this 413-nucleotide messenger RNA. RefSeq names its product mannan-binding lectin serine protease 1-like. Gene Ontology annotation, biological process: proteolysis. NCBI's taxonomy places the organism in Eukaryota, Metazoa, Chordata, Amphibia, Anura, Hylidae. Gene Ontology annotation, molecular function: serine-type endopeptidase activity. The transcript is spliced from 4 exons. The coding region runs from base 126 to 413 and encodes 95 amino acids. The record is from RefSeq and is a predicted model, not a curated record.
GGACCUCCUCCAGCCCACUGGCCUCACAAAGUACCUAAUCCAGCAGAUCUUCCCCUAGCAACAGUGACUUUGUAGUGGUGAGUGGAUGGGGCAAGCAGUUCUUAAAAAGGUUGCCUGAAGCUCUCAUGGAGAUUGAAAUUCCAAUUGUGGACUUUGAUAUAUGCAAAGCUGGCUACAUAAAAAUAGACAAAGUACUUACUGAAGACAUGAUAUGUGCGGGUUUAAGAGAAGGAGGACAAGACGCAUGCUCUGGGGACUCUGGUGGUCCAAUGGUCACAUACAACCAUAAUACUAACAACUGGUACAUAGCAGGAACUGUAUCAUGGGGAGUGGGCUGUGGGGAAAGUAAUAAGUAUGGAGUAUAUUCAAAUGUUUACAAAAAUGUUGACUGGAUUAAAGGAAAAAUUUAUUAA